AUGGUGAGAAACAAAGUUGCGCCGGUAGAAGAUGGAGCCAAAGUUCAACAAUUCACUGAAGUUCAACCACCUCCACCGUAUUCUAUGGACUCUCCCGAGAAUCGAACUCCCUCAAAUUCUCAGUCAACAACUGGAUCGACAUCUGAAUUCCAAGGAUGUUGGACAAUUGUUGUAGUCUCCAUCCUAUUUAUCAUCAAUCUACUCAAUUAUAUGGAUCGUUAUACGAUUGCAGGAGUCCUCGAUGAUGUACAGAAAUACUACGAUAUCAGUGAUGCCUGGGCUGGACUCAUUCAGACGACGUUCAUGGUUUUCUUCAUUAUUUUCUCUCCUAUUUGUGGUUUCCUUGGAGAUCGAUACAACAGGAAAUGGAUUUUCGUUGUUGGAAUCGCCAUCUGGAAAUUUUGGUUAUUCCUUUUGUUCCGUGGAAUCGUAGGAAUCGGAGAAGCGUCUUAUGCUAUUAUUUCUCCAACUGUAAUCGCUGACAUGUUCACCGGAGUCCUCCGUUCCAGAAUGCUUAUGGUCUUCUACUUCGCAAUUCCAUUCGGUUGUGGUCUUGGAUUUGUAGUUGGAUCUGCAGUUGACAGUUGGACAGGACAAUGGCAAUGGGGUGUUCGUGUUACUGGAGUUCUUGGACUCGUUUGUCUUGGACUUAUCAUCUUCUUUGUUAGAGAACCAGAACGUGGAAAAGCUGAACGUGAGAAGGGAGAAAUUGCAGCGUCGACGGAAGCAACUAGCUACUUGGAUGAUAUGAAGGACUUGCUAUCAAAUGCAACCUACGUAACAAGUAGUCUCGGAUAUACUGCAACUGUCUUCAUGGUUGGAACGCUUGCCUGGUGGGCACCAAUCACAAUUCAAUAUGCUGAAGCUGCUCGUCAAAACGUCACCGAUAUCUCUAAGGGAGAAAAGGCCCAAAUCAAUUUGGUUUUUGGAGCAAUCACUUGUGUUGGUGGUGUUCUUGGAGUAGCAGUCGGAACUGUCAUCUCUAAUAUGUGGUCCCGUGGAGUUGGUCCAUUCAAAUGUAUUCAAACAAUCCGAGCUGAUGCUCUCAUUUGUGCAAUUGGAGCUGCAAUUUGUAUUCCAACAUUGGUUCUUGCCAUUCAAAAUAUUGAAGAUAACAUGGGCUUUGCCUGGGUUAUGCUCUUCAUUUGUAUCGUGGCGAGCAGUUUCAAUUGGGCUACAAACGUGGAUCUUCUUUUGAGUGUCGUGGUUCCUCAACGAAGAAGUUCAGCUUCUUCGUGGCAAAUUCUGAUAUCUCACAUGUUUGGAGAUGCAUCGGGUCCUUAUAUUCUCGGAUUGAUCUCUGAUGCAAUUCGAGGAAACGAUAAUUCGGCACAAGGACAUUAUAAAUCAUUGGUUACAUCUUUCUGGCUUUGUGUGGGAACACUCGUCCUUUCUGUGAUUCUAUUUGGAAUCUCCGCAAUUACAAUCACAAAAGAUAGGGCGAGAUUCAAUGAGAUCAUGUUGGCUCAAAAAGGAAGUGACGAUUCAUCAGCUGUCUCUCUUCCAACUAUAACAGAAGCCACAAAGACAGAAGAUGAAGACAAUUCACAUGUACAACAUAUGUAG
This is a messenger RNA of Caenorhabditis remanei, 1566 nucleotides long. RefSeq lists its product as uncharacterized. Gene Ontology annotation, biological process: transmembrane transport. The coding region runs from base 1 to 1566 and encodes 521 amino acids. Gene Ontology annotation, molecular function: transmembrane transporter activity. NCBI's taxonomy places the organism in Eukaryota, Metazoa, Nematoda, Chromadorea, Rhabditida, Rhabditidae. The transcript is spliced from 8 exons. Gene Ontology annotation, cellular component: membrane. The record is from RefSeq and is a predicted model, not a curated record.